Molecule: messenger RNA, 2245 nt
Organism: Drosophila subpulchrella
Lineage: Eukaryota; Metazoa; Arthropoda; Insecta; Diptera; Drosophilidae
Gene: Osi24
Exons: 6
Coding region: 486-2066 (526 amino acids)
Source: RefSeq, a predicted model, not a curated record
CAGACGCAGACGCGCGAUAAACCCGAGAAAAGCUUGUUUGCGAUCCCAGAAACCCAUAGAUUAUAAUAACUGCCAAAACACAGGCUAUCAGUGGCGUGUGCUGCACUGGCUAAAAGCGGGGCCAUUGUUUUUCUGGCAAAUACUGGCGUUCAGUGGAUCAAAGUGCUGUUAAAGUGAAACGAGCUGUGGCAAUUGCAUUGACAAAGGAAGUGAGUGAACGGGUUUCGGCCAGUAUUUUCACCAGGCCAAAUCUGAGAGCCGACGCAGAGCGGCAGUGAAUGCAAUUCCGUUUUCGAAACACACAGAAACGAAAGUCUGGCGAAGAAAGUUCUCCUCCGACGAAUGCAAAAAUCGAAUUAGCAGCAAGUUGAGUGAACUAGAAACUCCUGGAGGAAUUACACGGCCCAGAGUGAAGAAGGAACCUGCACCAAAUCGAAUCGAAGCGAGGACCUUGGCAUGCGAUUGCAGCUGCAAGGCGAAGGAUAAUGAAAAUGGGGAGCCAGGCCAUCGACGGAGCGAAAUUAAAAGCAAACAGCCACAGAAAGCGGCGAUGCAGUCCGCUGUUGUUCGGAAUUAUCUUUCUCUGCAAAGUAGCGAUGAUAUCAGCAGAUGGUCCCGAACCGGGGCCCCCCUACAGUCAGCCCCUCACCACGAUGGCCGGCCAGCCGCGCAACGACGACACCUUCCGCCCCAUCCUGCCCAUCGACAUCAGUCCGGAGUUCAUUUCCCGCAAUGUGUUCACCAAGUCGGGGCAGUACAGAGUCUUCCAGCCGGCCGAGAGUGAGAGCGAUCUUCGCCUGACGGUGGCCAUGAGGCGCAGGAACUUUAAGGACUCACCCAAAAAAGAGGAUGCACCCCAGAGCUCACCAGGUAGCGCGAGCAACUCCUCUGCCUCCAUCGAAGCCGAGCUGAAGGGUUUGGAGGAUCUGCUGGUGGACUAUGUGGAGCAGUUCUUCAGCCAGGGAAAAUUCGAACCCACUCCCGGCUUGGUCCUGGCCCUCCAGCAGAACCACUCACAACCACAAUCUCAGACUGGGAAGCGCUCAGCCCGCAGCAUCUUGGAGGACACCAAUGUCGAGCUGAAUGUUCCAAGGGCUUUCCAGAGUGCCCGGCUGCUUUUCUUCAGCGGUUUGAAGAAGGUGAUGUGGCCCAUCUACAUGGGUCUACAAGUUCUGAAGAGCGUGCUCUUCGCCAUGUUCCUGCCGACCAUCAUAAGCAGUGUUAGCCGGCUGAUUGGCAAAGGCAUAACUUCCGGCUCGGCUGGCUCGGUGCCGCUGUUCAUCCGCCCCAUGGAACCGCCCCAGGAACUGGACUUCCGGGACAACAGCAUGAACUUCGAUGACGACAGCAAAUUCUCCCUGGCUGACGAGGGCAAAACCCCGGCUGGCUACGAGUACAAUGCAGAGGCUUCCCAGCAGCAGGCGCAGUAUGCUCAGGUCAAUGGUAAUUCGGUGAACCAGGCCACUCUUUCGCGAUACGGAGGUCAGCAGAUGAUGCAGGACACGUACCUCAGUGCCCUGCAGAGCAUUGGAGCUGCCUCCUUCAAGAACUCCCAGAGCAUGUCGGGAUCCUUCAGCGCCGGAGCUGGAGGAGGUGCGCCCGGAAUGACGAAGAAACCAACGCCGGCGGUGAUGAAAACAUUCCAAAGCUUCCAGAAGGUGCCCAGUUCCUCGCUGCUGCUGUCCAACUACGACCCCUUCUACAGUCCCCUGCUGUCCCGGCUGGACUCGGUCUUUGCCCAGCUGAAGCUGAACCCGGAGAACGAGUCCUGCCGCGAGAAGCUCAUCUGCCUGAUGUACGCCAACCCCGCAAAGUAUGCUCCGUACAGCAACCUCGUCUCCGCCCAACUGAGCAGGGAACUCAACGAGCUGCGGAAGCCCACGUCCGACAACCCGGACAUCCUGCGGUUCUUCAAGUACAUGCGGGCAGCAAAGGACGGCCAGGAUGGGAUCGACUGCGAUGAGUCCUUCGCCAAGUGCAAGGAGCUGAAGGACUUCGAGAACCCGGCCAUGCUGUCCACCUACAACGACAUCAACAAACUGGUCCAGGCCCGCAAGCUGGCGUAGACGGGGUUGAAAAGUCAUUCCCGGGGGUCACAGAUGACAGCAACGUAAAGUUCGUGGGAGUCACGUCAAAAGUCCGUGCGACUGGGUGUAAUUAUGCAAAUCGUACUUUAGAUAGGAUAGCCUAGCCAUAUAUAAAAGUUCGUUAGACGGCUGCUGUCAGCGGAGGGUGGGGGUGGGUU